Capsella rubella is the source of this 1337-nucleotide messenger RNA. Its product is annotated as putative septum site-determining protein minD homolog, chloroplastic. Gene Ontology annotation, molecular function: ATP binding; ATP hydrolysis activity. Gene Ontology annotation, cellular component: cytosol; cytoplasmic side of plasma membrane. Gene Ontology annotation, biological process: negative regulation of cell division. The record is from RefSeq and is a predicted model, not a curated record. The transcript has a single exon. Lineage: Eukaryota; Viridiplantae; Streptophyta; Magnoliopsida; Brassicales; Brassicaceae. The coding region runs from base 74 to 1057 and encodes 327 amino acids.
UCUCAAGCCACAACGCUCGGUGAAACAUUUCUGUCUCUCUGGAGACACAGCUGAAGAAGCAGCACUAUCAUCAAUGGCGUCUCUGAGAUUGUUCUCCACGAAUCAUCAAUCUCUUCUGCUUCCGUCUUCGCUUUCACACAAUCCUCUAACGUCAUCGUCACCACGAUUCGUGAAAAACCCUAGCAGACGGAGUCCAAUACGAUCAGUUCUUCAGUUCAAUCGCAAACCGGAGCUCGCUGGAGAAACGCCGCGUAUCGUUGUUAUCACCUCCGGAAAAGGCGGAGUUGGAAAGACGACAACCACCGCAAAUGUUGGUCUCUCUCUCGCUCGUUAUGGUUUCUCAGUCGUUGCCAUUGACGCCGACCUUGGACUCCGAAACCUCGAUCUCCUCCUAGGGUUAGAGAAUCGUGUCAAUUACACCUGCGUCGAGGUUAUAAACGGAGAUUGCCGUCUCGAUCAAGCUCUGGUACGUGAUAAGCGUUGGUCGAAUUUCGAAUUGCUAUGUAUUUCGAAACCUAGAUCGAAACUUCCGAUGGGAUUUGGUGGCAAAGCAUUGGAAUGGCUUGUAGAUGCGUUGAAAACGAGACCGGAAGGUUCACCGGAUUUUAUCAUCAUUGAUUGCCCUGCAGGAAUCGAUGCCGGAUUCAUAACAGCCAUUACUCCGGCGAAUGAGGCAAUUCUUGUAACAACUCCUGAUAUAACAGCGUUGCGGGACGCCGAUAGGGUCACGGGUUUGCUAGAAUGCGAUGGAAUCCGGGAUAUUAAGAUGAUUGUGAACCGAGUAAGAACUGAUAUGAUCAGAGGAGAGGAUAUGAUGUCAGUGUUAGAUGUGCAGGAGAUGUUGGGGUUGUCAUUGCUCGGUGCGAUUCCUGAAGAUUCUGAGGUUAUUCGAAGCACGAAUCGGGGGUUUCCGCUUGUUCUGAACAAGCCUCCAACGCUUGCGGGAUUGGCAUUUGAGCAGGCAGCUUGGAGACUCGUGGAGCAAGAUAGUAUGAAGGCUGUUAUGGUCGAGGAAGAGCCUAAGAAACGCGGUUUCUUUUCUUUCUUUGGCGGCUAAAUGGAAUAUGAGUCGAAUCGAACUGAAUUGAACUUCCUCGGGUAUGUAUGCAUCGAAAUCUUUUGUACAGGAACUAGAUUUUCGAAGAUUUUGUCUCUUUUGCUUUGAGAAUUUAGAUUUGUUCGUAGGACAAUUGUGGAAUUCUACUGCUAGUUUGUUGCUGAGUUCAAGCGUUGAUUCUUAUGCCUUUUGUUUCUUGAAGGUUCUUGAUUUCUGUUUCUGUAAUCUGUUUAAGUAAAAUUGAUAUUUUCCAAUAUAUCUCAAGUUCUUGAUUUUUGUU